Messenger RNA from Sceloporus undulatus (fence lizard), 990 nucleotides. Its product is annotated as N-acetyllactosaminide beta-1,6-N-acetylglucosaminyl-transferase-like. Gene Ontology annotation, molecular function: acetylglucosaminyltransferase activity. Gene Ontology annotation, cellular component: membrane. NCBI's taxonomy places the organism in Eukaryota, Metazoa, Chordata, Lepidosauria, Squamata, Phrynosomatidae. The transcript has 2 exons. The record is from RefSeq and is a predicted model, not a curated record. Gene Ontology annotation, biological process: transforming growth factor beta receptor signaling pathway. Bases 1 to 990 code for a protein of 329 amino acids.
AUGGGGACUAAUGGGACAAAACAGCCGUUUUCAGCGAUGACUGUGAAUUCACAAAUGUGGCGCUUUCUAGUGGUUUUUAUCUUUUGCAUUCUGCUUUUAAUCCUAUUAUAUACACCAAAACUCUCUGAUAAAGACAUUCCAGUGAAAUACAAACAGACAGCAUCCUCUGCCUUAGCAGAAGCUUGCAAAGCAAUUGUGGAGGGAAAGAGAUUUUUUGUGCAAGAAAACCUACUGAAGACAUCGUUUGGGAAAUCUAACUGCAGCUGUUAUGUGACCCAGAGUCACUAUAUUACCAAACCACUCUCUGCAGAAGAAGCCACAUUUCCUUUAGCUUACAUUCUAACUCUGCACAAGGAGUUCGAUACUUUCGAGAGGCUCUUCAGGGCUAUCUACAUGCCUCAAAACAUUUACUGUGUCCAUGUGGAUAAGAAGGCCCCAAAUGCAUUCAAAAAGAAAGUGGCACAAUUGCUGGGCUGCUUCCCCAAUGCCUUCCUGGCCUCACAGUCAGAGCUGGUGGUUUAUGCUGGGAUAUCCAGGCUUCAGGCUGACUUAAACUGCAUGAAAGAUCUUGUGAAGUCUGAGGUGCCCUGGAAAUACCUUCUCAACACCUGCGGGCAAGAUUUCCCUUUGAAAACCAACAAGGAAAUCAUUCAACAUCUAAAAGGAUACAAAGGGAAAAACAUCACUCCAGGGAUGUUGCCUCCACCUCAUAUUCUCCGUAGGACCAAAUAUAUCCACAGAGAACAAGUGUACAGCUUCUUUGCCUUCAUGCUGAGGACUUUUCUGUGGAAAACACCUCCUCCACAUGAUCUGAUGGUCUAUUUUGGCUCUGCCUACAUUGCCAUUUCAAGGGAAUUUGUUGACUUUGUACUCAAAGACCAACGUUCCAUUGACCUCCUUGAGUGGUCCAAGGAUACCUACAGCCCCGAUGAACAUUUCUGGGUGACUCUGAACAGAAUACCAGGUAUGUUUUGUUUCCUCUGUGUCUGA